This is a messenger RNA of Scatophagus argus, 1718 nucleotides long. Its product is annotated as transmembrane emp24 domain-containing protein 6-like. NCBI's taxonomy places the organism in Eukaryota, Metazoa, Chordata, Actinopteri, Scatophagidae. Gene Ontology annotation, cellular component: endoplasmic reticulum; endoplasmic reticulum-Golgi intermediate compartment; Golgi apparatus. Gene Ontology annotation, biological process: intracellular protein transport; Golgi organization; endoplasmic reticulum to Golgi vesicle-mediated transport. The transcript has 5 exons. The record is from RefSeq and is a predicted model, not a curated record. The coding region runs from base 516 to 1262 and encodes 248 amino acids.
GAAAAGCCUCAAACAGCAGCUCAGAGCAUCCGGCCGUCUUGGACUCUCUGGAUUGGGUCCUGUUGAGCUGUGGGCAGAAGGUCGGUGGAGAACACAAGGCAAUGAAGACGGAAGCCUUUUGGGUCUGACUGGUCCGGGGUCUCCUGAAGCAGCUGUCGGAUACUGACGGGCCAGAAGGGUUGCAGCUUUGGCAGGUGCUGAAGCAAAAACCAGGAUGUGGAGGAGAUCCAGAUGUUCUCAAAGAAAUCCUGGCAAACCACUCAGUGACUGUGGAAGGGAAGGACUUGGCCCAGGCUGAGUCUGAACCGAUAUCCCCGGCAGAAGUCACCGUUCCUACUGCCCCACUGCUGCCCCUUGAGGCCAGGAGGACUUGUGAUGGUCUGCUGGGUCUUUUCCCUCUGUGGCCACCGGGGGUGACACUGAGCCCAUCCUCCACUCCAAACUGACUGAGAUCUGCAACGUGGAGACUCCAACCAGCACCUUCCACUGAGAGGAGAGUCUCCAUUUCAUCAGACAUGCUGCUGAAGGUUUCCGUGUUUCUUGUCCUUGUGUUUUGGGGUCCGGUUCUGGGCGGCCCCCUGACAGACCCCCACCCCAACCUGACGGACCAGGAGCUGUUCUGGGGCACCGAGCAGUACGACUUCUCCGUGGUGCUCCGAGCUGCAGGGAUGGAGUGUUUCUGGCACUUUGCUCACCUGGGAGAGACGUUCUACCUGAACUUCAUGGUCCAGUGGGUGACAGGCGUCGGCCAUGACAGACACCUGUCUGUCACCGUCAACACUCCCGGCGGUCUGUUAGUGUCGACUGUUGAUGAUGCGAAGGGUCAGAUCAACUUUGAGGCAAAGGAAACAGGUUUCUAUCAGAUGUGUUUCAGCAACUUCCACAACCGCUUCGGCACCAUGCAGGUCUUCCUCAGCUUCGGCGUUUACUACGACGGCUUCCAAGAGCCCGCCAAGAGCAGGGAGGAAGCCAAGAAGAAGAAGGAGGAGGUCAGCAAAGACCUGAACAACACACUGAGCAUCAUACAGGAUGCGAGUCACAGAUUGGAGAAGUACGUUUUCCACAUGUUUCGCUACUACAGCUUUGGUCGCAUGAGGAAGAGCGCCGACUACUUCCUGCUGCAGUCCAACUCGCAGUACAUCACCUGGUGGUCGACAGCCCUCAGCCUCCUCGUUGUCACCUCUGGCUACCUGCAGCUCCUCUUCCUCAAAAGACUCUUCAUCACCAAGAGCUGCGGUGAGGAGGAGAAGCCGCGCUGCUGACACCAACACGUCAGGCUGCUGUACUCUGUCUGUGUACUUGUACUUUUUUACACAGUACAGCAGGUUUUAAUGUUCCUCCUAAAAAUAACAUAAAUGUCCUUCCUUUGUGUCCUUCGUUCUUUUCAUCCUCCCUCGUUUUUAUUUGGGUUUCUGAAGUCGGACAGUAAAAGGAGCUUGUCAGCCUCACAACUCAAUCAAGUGUUUCCUGUUUUCUCUGAAUGUCAGAGCACGAAGCUCCUCCUUCAUCUGCUCAUCUCCUCCCUCCUCAUCUCCUCAUCUGCUCCUCUGCUCAUCUCCUCAUCUCCUAUGUCCUAGUUUCCUCCCCUCCUCAUCUCCUCCCUUCUCAUCUCCUCAAUGAAAUUGAAUAAACAGGAUUUGUGUGUGUGAAUUACAGUCAGCAUAAGUUAAAAAUGAAAAGAUGCGUUCAUGUGUUCAUAUUUCAACAUGCAUACCAAA